Molecule: messenger RNA, 1863 nt
Organism: Frieseomelitta varia
Lineage: Eukaryota; Metazoa; Arthropoda; Insecta; Hymenoptera; Apidae
Product: endoplasmic reticulum-Golgi intermediate compartment protein 2
Exons: 8
Coding region: 565-1743 (392 amino acids)
Biological process (GO): retrograde vesicle-mediated transport, Golgi to endoplasmic reticulum; endoplasmic reticulum to Golgi vesicle-mediated transport
Cellular component (GO): COPII-coated ER to Golgi transport vesicle; endoplasmic reticulum; membrane
Source: RefSeq, a predicted model, not a curated record
GUCAAUGAGAAGCGUCCUGGCCUUCUGUUAGCUUGCAAUAUUCGAGAUGCAGAACGAUGUUGAGAAUUCCAAGUAUAAGACCGAGUUCUUUGAGAAGAUGAUUCAACACCAGCAUACAUUGGCUUUCAAUAUAAAGAACAUAAUGCGUGAUCGUCCAUAACGCAAAAUCACUUAUUUUUUAUGUGAACGUUAAGUGUAAAAAUCCUUUCAGAUAAGGAACGUCUUAAAUCAUUGAAGUGAUAACACGUAUUUAUUCAACUACGAAAUUAACCAAUACAUUGAAAACUUCAUAAAUGUAUGUAUAUACAGGUAUGGUGGCGCUUUUAGUCACCGUGUAAAGCGGUUAACCUUCGUCUAUCGUUAAAUAGAAAAAUGUUAAACAAUUGUAUCAAAGCUUUUAGUUGUAGUAUGUGACUACCUGACACAUUUAAAUUAUUGUAUAUUAAAAAUGUACGUGCAUUUGUAAAUAUGUACAUACUAUUCAUGGUCAAUUAAGAUUAAUGGAAUUUAGUUAGAGAAUAAAUGUUAUAUAUUCAUCAUAUUUGAAUUUUAAAAGUAGUUAAAAUGUUACGAAGACGAAAUGUUAAUAUUAAAACUGUCAAAGAACUGGAUGCAUUUCCCAAAGUUCCUGAACCAUAUAUAGACAAAACUGCAGUCGGAGGAACAUUUUCCAUAUUUACAAUCUGUACUAUUGCAUACUUAAUAAUAGCUGAAACAAGUUAUUAUCUUGACAGUAGACUACAAUUUAAAUUUGAAACAGACACAGAUAUUGAUGCAAAAUUAAAAAUAAAUAUUGAUAUCACGGUUGCUAUGACAUGUGGCCGUAUUAGUGCUGAUGUUUUAGAUUCUACAAAUCAAAAUAUGAUUGGACAUGAUUCAUUAGAACAAGAAGACACAUGGUGGGAAUUAACACAAGAACAGAGAUCUCACUUUGAAGCUUUAAAAGAUAUGAAUUCUUAUUUAAGAGAAGAAUAUCAUGCGAUUCAUGAAUUAUUAUGGAAAUCUAAUCAAGUUACUUUAUAUAGUGAAAUGCCAAAACGGACCCGUCAACCCAGUUACCCACCAAAUGCCUGUCGCAUCCAUGGUAGUUUAAAUGUUAAUAAGGUUGCUGGAAAUUUUCAUGUAACAGCUGGAAAAUCAUUAUCAUUUCCUAUGGGACAUAUACAUAUUUUAACUUUUAUGACUGACAAAGACUAUAAUUUUACCCAUAGAAUUAAUAAAUUUUCAUUUGGUGGACCUAGUCCAGGUAUUAUUCAUCCAUUAGAAGGAGAUGAAAAAAUUGCAGAUAACAAUAUGAUUUUGUAUCAGUAUUUUGUGGAAGUGGUUCCCACAGACAUACAGACUCUACUGAGUACUUCCAGAACCUAUCAGUAUAGUGUAAAAGACCAUCAAAGACCAAUUGAUCAUCAAAAAGGAUCUCAUGGAAGACCAGGAAUUUUUUUUAAAUACGACAUGAGUGCACUUAAAAUAAAAGUUACUCAACAACGUGAUACAGUGUGUCAAUUUUUAGUGAAAUUAUGUGCCACAAUUGGAGGUAUUUUUGUUACAAGCGGAUUGGUGAAAAAUAUUGUACAAAGUUUUUGGUACAUUAUGUGUUGCAAAUUUUUAGCAACUAAGGAAAAUAAAAAUGACCAAAAGUAUUCCAUUUUAUCUACUACCUCAAACUAUCAAAUGCCUGGCACGAUAAAUCUUUUGAAUAUUUCAGUACCAGAAAACGUGGAUAUAAUGUUUAAACCUCAAUAAAGAUAAUAUUUUCAUUUGAUAUUCAAAUAAUUUUUAAAUAUACAAAAAUUGCGAAUAAUAAUUAUGUCUUUAAUUGUUCUGUAUGUACCAAUAAAAUUAAUAUCAAUUUUGUAUUUAUCA